AUGGCGGAAAAUCUACCAAAACUUCAAGCAUCGCGAGCGGGCUAUCGGGCCCAUUUGACACAAACAAUCAAGAAAGCUACAAAUAUGGCAACGAAGGAGGAUCCCCUAACGGACAGUGAUAUUACAUCCUUAAAGAGAAUCGUUGAUCAAUUAGCUCGGAAAAGGUCGAUUCUGGAAGAACUAGAUGAGAAAAUCGUAGGGAUGAUUGAAGACCCAAAAGAACUGGAGAAAGAAAUAUUCCAAACCGAGGACAUCAAAGAAGAAAUUGACGAAACGGAAGCUCAGAUAAGUAACACUAUUGAACAUUUUCAAUCUACAAAAUUGUCUCAAAGUAACUCCCCCUCUGAAGUAACUCAAGUAAUCUUAGAAAAUACAAGCAGUCAAUCCCCCUCAACAACAGUAAAGUUCAAGUGA
Molecule: messenger RNA, 414 nt
Organism: Paramuricea clavata
Lineage: Eukaryota; Metazoa; Cnidaria; Anthozoa; Malacalcyonacea; Plexauridae
Source: the annotation of a GenBank genome assembly